AUGCUAUUCCUGACUAGUAUUAGACAUCUCGACGACAACCACCAAAACCUCGUGGUCGAGGAGCAGGAUGAAGUCAAGAACUGGUUCGAGGCGCAGAUGCACAAGGCGAAGAAGUUCCAGCCUCUCGCAGUGCUCAACCAGAAGCUAAAAGGACUCGAUGUCUUCGAAUCCAACGAUGCCCCUACGCCGCCUCAAAUCUCCCACUCCGCUAGCAGUUCGACUGCCCACGUCGCCUACGAGCCCGCGCCCGUACGCCGAGACCCAGAGGAGGAAGUCACGCGAGCACAUUGGCAGAGGCCUGGAUACCGCGAUGUAUGUUCAGACCCGGUCUGCGCAAGACCUAUCACUGCAUCACAAAUGGCACUAGGCGGGAACCAGCCAGCGGUGAACUGCAGGCAGUGUGGAAGGCUAUUCUGCGAGGAACACACCAUGUACCAGAUGAAGUUGUCGCGGCAGGCCAAGCAUGACCCCGUCAGAGGCAUCUGGUGCCGAGUGUGUGAGACAUGUUACAAGUCAAGAGACGGUUACAACGACCACCACGGCUUCGAGCGCGACCACUUCGACGAGUUUGCCAACAUCAGACGGAAACGGGUGGACAGGGAGCGCAUGGAGGUCAGCAGGCUUGAAAAGCGCCUCACCAAGUUGACACAGCUCCUCGCCAACCCACCGCCAAUAGAAGACACACCGACUACAGGGGGCUGGUUCUCCUCAUUGGCAGGGGUCAAGAAUCAUCGCAAAGCUCUGGAGCAAUCCAUUAUAACUUGGGAGGAAGACGCGAAAGUGGCCAACUGCCCCUUCUGUCAACAAGAAUUCUCCACAUACACCUUCAGAAGAUCCCACUGUCGCAUGUGCGGGCGCGUAGUCUGCAGCGACCCGAAGACUGGAUGCUCCUCGGAGAUAGGCCUCAACGUCGAUGCCAGCGCGCAGAAGACUGAAAAGGAUGCAGGCCAGAUGAGUAUUGACGUGCGCAUGUGCAAAGACUGUCAGCACACGUUGUUCGCUAGAGGCGACUUUGAGCGAGAGCUAGCCGAUAAGCCCAAGGACCAGCGUGCAUACGAGAACCUUGCGCAGUUUGAACGAGGUAUCCGUUUACUUCUCCCACGCUUCCAUAAACUAUUGCAAGCGCUUCAAGACCCGGAUAAGUCGCCUACACCGCAACAGUUGACCGACGCAACCAAGGUGCGGAAACGAUUAAUGGACGGCUUUGCACAGUUCGACGUGGCCGCGAAACGCAUACGAGACCUACCUACCGACUCGCCGACACAACAGAAGCUACAGAGAGCAGUAUAUCAGCAAGCUUACAGCUUCUUGAGCUUACACAUGUUGCCGCUAAGAGCCUUACCGAAGAUCCUCAAGCAUGCAGCUCCGCAGGGUCGAUCCAACGGAGGCGGUGCUCUUGCCUCGAUCAAGUACAACGAUCGCUCCACAGGUAGUGUUGUGAGCAGUAGCGAGGUUUCCGCAAUGGAGUCGGAAGAGAAGGAGCUAAGAGAACGACUAAUUGUGCUUGAGGAACAAAAGUUCAUGGUAUCCGAGAUGGUCGCAGAUGCCACUAAACACCGGCGAUUUGACGAAGUCUCGAGCUUGGCCCAGAACUUGGAGGACUUGAAUAAAGAGAUUGACCACAUCAAUGGCCAACUUGGACAAUUGGACUUUGCGAGUGCGUACCAGGGAGGUAUGGCUAGUCCACAACCUGGAUGA
This is a messenger RNA of Alternaria atra, 1698 nucleotides long. RefSeq lists its product as uncharacterized. Bases 1 to 1698 code for a protein of 565 amino acids. Lineage: Eukaryota; Fungi; Ascomycota; Dothideomycetes; Pleosporales; Pleosporaceae. Gene Ontology annotation, molecular function: metal ion binding. The record is from RefSeq and is a predicted model, not a curated record. The transcript has a single exon.